ACGUUAGAAAAGGACAAGCACACACGUACGUACACCACGCCACAAACUUGGCAAACUCAGAAAGAGAAAGAGAAAGAGAAAGACACACACAUACACAGUAACACAGUCACACUAACUCACACGCUCACAUACACGCAGAUUUUUCUUCACUCUCUUUCGUUUCUCCGUCCUUCCUUUCUUCAGAAAAUAUAUAGGAUUACAAGUAUGAGCUUCAGUGGCACUUCUGCAGGUUCAGUUCCACUUAUAGGUGGUAAUGCUGCAAGAAAGGCUUUCGAAUUUGGACGGACUUAUGUGGUUAGGCCCAAAGGCAAGCACCAGGCUACUGUAGUGUGGCUACAUGGCCUUGGUGAUAAUGGUGGAAGCUGGUCACAAAUUUUGGAGACCCUUUCUCUGCCUAAUAUUAAAUGGAUCUGUCCCACUGCUCCUUCACGACCUAUUAGUUUAUUUGGUGGCUUUCCGUCUACAGCUUGGUUUGAUGUUCAAGACUUAUCUGAAGAUGCUCCAGAUGAUCAGGAGGGACUGGAUGCUACAGCAGCACAUGUGGUGAAUUUGUUGUCUACUGAACCCACAGACAUUAAGCUUGCUGUUGGUGGGUUCAGUAUGGGUGCAGCAGUGGCCCUUCAUACUGCAAUAUGCCAUGUUUCUGGGAAAUAUGCUAACGACAAGGAGUUCCCAGUCAAAUUGAGUGCUGUUCUUGGGCUAAGUGGCUGGCUUCCUUGUGCUAAGAGCUUAAGCAACAAGCUAGCUGCUAAUGAGGCUACAAAUCGUGCUGCAUCCAUACCCAUAUUGCUUUGUCAUGGAAAAGUUGACGAUGUCGUUCAAUACAAGUUUGGCGAGAAGUCUUCACGAGUGCUCAAUUCCAGUGGGUUCGGUGAUGUCACAUUCAAAUCCUAUGCUGGGCUUGGCCACUACACUCAUCCUGAAGAGAUACAGGAUAUCUGUAGUUGGCUCAAAACAAAAUUAAAUCUUGAUGCUUAAUAACCACAUGCAUGCGGCGGAAAACUGAUAAAAGAGCAGGGGGAAUUCAUUUAUAAGAUUUAGGUUACUCUUUUAUGGUGGAGAUUAUAUAUCUUAGUUUCAUAUGUUGUUAGUUCGUAUCUGGAUUCGACGAUGAUGAUGAACUAACCAUAUUUUGCACUUUCAAUUGCCAGCUUGACUGGUAUUUUGGUGAUGCAUUUUUUAUUGGUUAGAGAAAAAGUUGUGAAGGUUCUCAAUUGUUUAAUUAAAAUGUAAUUGUUUGUGCUUUGGGGUA
Beta vulgaris subsp. vulgaris (sugar beet) is the source of this 1252-nucleotide messenger RNA. RefSeq lists its product as uncharacterized. Gene Ontology annotation, molecular function: hydrolase activity. The record is from RefSeq and is a predicted model, not a curated record. Lineage: Eukaryota; Viridiplantae; Streptophyta; Magnoliopsida; Caryophyllales; Amaranthaceae. Bases 205 to 978 code for a protein of 257 amino acids. The transcript has 10 exons.